AUGUUUGGAAUUCAGGAAACUAUACCGCGGGGUGGGACGACGAUGAAGGAGGAACCGCUCGGUGGACUGAACUCGGUCCGCUCCUGGAUGCACACAGCUGGGGUGGUGGACGCAAACACAGCCGCCCAAAGUGGUGUCGGCUUGGCACGGGCACAUUAUGAAAAGCAGCCCCCUUCCAACCUCAGAAAAUCCAAUUUUUUCCAUUUCGUCCUGGCGCUGUAUGACAGGCAGGGUCAGCCCGUGGAGAUCGAAAGGACAGCUUUUGUGGACUUUGUGGAGAAAGAAAAAGAACCAACCAGUGAAAAAACUAACAAUGGGAUUCAUUACAAACUACAGUUAUUGUACAGCAAUGGCGUCAGAACAGAACAGGAUCUUUACAUACGGUUAAUCGAUUCCAUGACGAAGCAGGCCAUAAUUUAUGAGGGCCAAGACAAGAAUCCAGAAAUGUGCAGAGUUCUUCUUACCCAUGAAAUUAUGUGCAGCCGAUGCUGUGACAAGAAAAGCUGUGGAAACAGGAACGAGACUCCAUCAGACCCUGUGAUCAUUGACAGAUUCUUCCUAAAGUUCUUCCUCAAGUGCAAUCAGAACUGUCUGAAGAAUGCAGGGAAUCCACGAGAUAUGCGCAGAUUCCAGGUUGUCGUAUCGACGACCGUCAAUGUGGACGGCCAUGUCUUGGCUGUCUCUGACAACAUGUUCGUACACAACAAUUCCAAGCAUGGGCGAAGGGCUCGCAGACUCGACCCUUCAGAAGCAGCCACCCCGUGCAUCAAGGCUAUCAGCCCAAGUGAGGGAUGGACCACUGGAGGAGCCACUGUCAUCAUCAUAGGGGACAACUUCUUUGAUGGCCUACAAGUCGUGUUCGGCACCAUGCUAGUAUGGAGUGAGCUGAUAACUCCCCACGCCAUCCGCGUCCAGACUCCACCUCGGCACAUCCCCGGUGUUGUGGAAGUCACGCUGUCCUACAAGUCCAAGCAGUUCUGCAAAGGUGCCCCUGGGAGAUUUGUCUAUACUGCCCUGAAUGAGCCAACCAUCGACUAUGGUUUCCAGAGGCUGCAGAAGGUCAUCCCCCGACACCCCGGCGAUCCUGAGAGGUUACCAAAGGAGGUGCUACUGAAGAGGGCGGCUGAUCUCGUCGAAGCCCUGUAUGGAAUGCCCCACAACAAUCAGGAGAUCAUUCUGAAGAGGGCAGCUGACAUCGCCGAGGCCCUGUACAGCGUUCCCCGCAACCACAACCAGAUCCCCUCUCUCGCGAACACAGCCUCCCACGGCAUGAUGGGAGUCAACUCCUUCAGCAGCCAGCUAGCAGUCAAUGUGUCUGAGUCACAAGGGAAUGACCAAGUGGGCUACAGCCGGAACACCAGCAGCGUGUCCCCCCGGGGCUACAUCUCCAGCAGCACCCCGCAGCAGUCGAGCUACAACUCCGUCAGCAACAGCAUGAAUGGCUACGGCAAUGCCGGUAUGAACCUAGGAGUGCCAAGCUCCCCCGGGUUCCUCAACGGAUCCUCUGCCAACUCCCCAUAUGGAAUUAAACAAAAGAGCGCCUUCGCCCCUGUGGUCCGACCCCAGGCCUCCCCACCCCCCUCCUGCACCAGCGCCAACGGCAACGGACUGCAAGCCAUGUCCGGCCUGGUUGUCCCUCCAAUGUAAAUGCACUUUUAUCAUCUCAAGCACCAGUCUUCACAUUACCACUUCACAGAAGCACACGGCAAAAACGCUGGUGUAAUGUAUAG
Messenger RNA from Perca flavescens (yellow perch), 1730 nucleotides. RefSeq names its product transcription factor COE3. Gene Ontology annotation, biological process: regulation of DNA-templated transcription. Gene Ontology annotation, molecular function: DNA binding; DNA-binding transcription factor activity. The transcript has 16 exons. Bases 1 to 1647 code for a protein of 548 amino acids. The record is from RefSeq and is a predicted model, not a curated record. NCBI's taxonomy places the organism in Eukaryota, Metazoa, Chordata, Actinopteri, Perciformes, Percidae.